AUGCGUUUCACCGCUGUUACCGUUGCCCUCUUCGCCGGCCUGGCUGCCGCUCUCCCCAACGGCGCUGAGUCCACCGUCUACCAGACCGAGGAGGUGACCAUCACCUCGUGCGCUCCUACCGUCACCAACUGCCCCGCUCGUGCCACUCAGACCGGCGUCGCUCCCGUGAGCUCCGCCGCUGAGACCACCGCCGUUGUUGUCCCCUCCGUCCCCGCUGGCGGUGCCCCUGCCUCCUCCGCUACCACCAUGCCCGGCAUGCCCAGCGGUGCUGAUGCCGUCUCCGCUUCCUCCGCCACCAGCGCCGUCAGCGUGCCCGCCGGUCCUGCCGGUCCCGCCGGUCCCUCCGUCACUGUGGUCCCCGUUGUCUACACCACCUGCGCUGCUGUGACCUCCUGGUCCACCGUUGCUGUUCCCACCGGCCCCGCCGGCGCUGGCAGCAGCGUUGUUCCCCACAUGCCCUCCAGCGUUGCCCCCGUCAACACCCCCAAGCCCACCGCCCCUGCCGCCGCUACCACCACCGGUGCUCCCGUCUUCAACGGUGCCGGUGCUCUGUCUGGCUCCCUCGGCUUCGCUGGCGCCGCCGCCGUCGCUGCCUUCUUCCUUGCUUAA
Penicillium oxalicum is the source of this 609-nucleotide messenger RNA. Its product is annotated as GPI anchored serine-rich protein. Lineage: Eukaryota; Fungi; Ascomycota; Eurotiomycetes; Eurotiales; Aspergillaceae. The coding region runs from base 1 to 609 and encodes 202 amino acids. The transcript has 2 exons. The record is from RefSeq and is a predicted model, not a curated record.